Messenger RNA from Erythranthe guttata (spotted monkey flower), 2023 nucleotides. RefSeq names its product serine/threonine-protein kinase STY13. The record is from RefSeq and is a predicted model, not a curated record. Gene Ontology annotation, biological process: protein phosphorylation; signal transduction. NCBI's taxonomy places the organism in Eukaryota, Viridiplantae, Streptophyta, Magnoliopsida, Lamiales, Phrymaceae. Gene Ontology annotation, cellular component: cytoplasm. Gene Ontology annotation, molecular function: protein kinase activity; ATP binding.
ACUAGAGAGCUCUCUCUAUUAUGCACACACUUCCCAUUUUCCAUUCAUUUUUCAUUUGAUUUUCCCCUCUCUCAAUUCAUCUCUCUCUCUCUCUGCUGCUACUUUCUCUCUCUAGAACUCUCUCUCCCUUGAGCCUUUGUUGCUUUCGCUCGCCUUUGCGUGUUUGCGCCGUAGAAGCUGAAGGUUUGUGAGUAGGGGCUGAGUCGUAAUUUCGCUUAUUCUCGCUGCUGAGUUUCUAUCGGGGUUGUCCGAAGCCAUCGAAAAAGCAAAGUCAAGCCAAAUCCAUCCUGAUCGAGGAGUUUGGAUACAGAGGUUGAGCUUUGAAAUGCCGAUGCAGAAGGUAUAGAAUAAUUUCUCAAGGUCCUGUGCUGUGGUUACUUUCUCGAUUGAAAACAAGAAAAUGUUGGAGGCUCCAAAAUUCACUGGAAUCAUAGACCUAAACAGUAGCCAUGACAAUUUCGACUUCUCUCAAAACUUUUACCGCAAACUCAACGAGGGGUCAAACAUGUCCGUCGAUAGUUACGGGAGCUUGCAGAUGAGCAAUGGUGGAGGCUCUGUUGCCAUGUCGUUGGACAACAGCAGUGUCGGAUCGAAUGACUCACACACUCGCAUCUUAGGGCACCAAGGCCUCAAGCGCGUGAAAAACUAUUCUGUAGCUGCUAGUGUCAAUCAUGGCAGAGUGGCUCAGGGGCUGAGUGAUGAUGCCCUUGCUCAAGCUUUGAUGGACCCUCGAUAUCCGACGGAGGGACUUGGUAAUUAUGAUGAGUGGACCAUUGACCUGAGGAAGCUUAACAUGGGCCCCGCUUUUGCUCAGGGAGCUUUCGGUAAACUCUACAAAGGCACGUACAACGGUGAAGAUGUUGCUAUUAAGCUUUUGGAGAAGCCGGAGAAUGAUGCAGAGAGGGCACAGUUAAUGGAGCAGCAGUUCCAACAAGAGGUGAUGAUGCUGGCAAGGCUGAGGCAUCCGAAUAUUGUUCGAUUUAUUGGGGCGUGCCGUAAACCUAUGGUGUGGUGUAUUGUCACUGAGUAUGCGAAGGGGGGUUCGGUGCGUCAGUUCUUGACAAAGAGGCAGAACCGCUCUGUGCCCUUGAAAUUGGCUGUUAAGCAGGCGUUGGAUGUUGCGAGGGGAAUGGAGUAUGUGCAUGGGUUGAAUUUGAUUCACCGAGAUCUGAAGUCGGAUAAUCUUUUAAUUUCGGCAGAUAAGUCCAUUAAAAUUGCGGAUUUCGGUGUGGCUCGUAUUGAAGUGCAGACUGAAGGUAUGACGCCUGAGACAGGCACGUACCGUUGGAUGGCCCCGGAAAUGAUCCAGCACAGGCCUUACACGCAAAAAGUUGAUGUAUACAGCUUCGGGAUUGUGCUGUGGGAACUGAUCACAGGUAUGCUCCCUUUCCAGAACAUGACUGCCGUUCAGGCAGCAUUUGCUGUAGUGAACAAAGGUGUUCGGCCAACAAUCCCGAACGACUGCCUCCCUGUCCUAGGCCAGAUCAUGACACUUUGCUGGGACGGCAAUCCAGAUGUCAGGCCCUCAUUCACCGAGGUUGUAAGAAUGCUCGAGGCUGCUGAGAAUGAGAUCUUGACAACUGUCAGGAAAGCUCGCUUCAGGUGCUGCAUCAGUCAACCCAUGACUACAGAUUGAUCGAUUGAUGGCAUAUAAGAAAUUAGAGUAAGGAAUUUCGAGAAAAAAGAAAAGAACAAAAAAAGGAGUAACUGAUUUUGGCUUCAGCAGUGUUGUGUAUGUAUCUAUCAGGCUUAAUUUCUUUCUUCAGAUAGCAAAGAAAAAAAAAGAAGGGAGGAGAAAGUUUAUGGUAACUGCUUGUUUCGUGUUUUUUUUUUCUUUUUCGGGGGGAAAAAAUUGUGGAUUAAUUGAAGAUGAUGGAAUAGUGGUAGUAGAGGAGAUUUGAUGUGUAUUUAUGUAUCUCUUGUGUUAAAUUUAAAGUGAAACCCUCUUUUAGUUCUAUCUAUGUUGUUGAUCAACUAUAUAUAUAUAGCUUCAGGACAUUGCCGUUCUUGUAAGCUUUAAUUA